This is a messenger RNA of Eurytemora carolleeae, 1188 nucleotides long. RefSeq lists its product as uncharacterized. The record is from RefSeq and is a predicted model, not a curated record. NCBI's taxonomy places the organism in Eukaryota, Metazoa, Arthropoda, Copepoda, Calanoida, Temoridae. Bases 1 to 1188 code for a protein of 395 amino acids. The transcript is spliced from 11 exons.
AUGAAAACUGAGAGGAAUAAUCAGUACAGAAUUUACUUCACUCCAACCGUCAGGUCAUACUCGGCUAAUCAUGUACAGCUACAGGCUGGGUUAGAACCGGAUCCUCUGCAGUACAAUCAAUAUUCAAAUAUUAUAUUCUCAAAGUGGCACACAAUGGAAGGAAAAUACGCCAGGGAGAGAAGCUGGAUGGAGAUUGUGGAUAAAUCUCUUGUAAAACAUCAGUUAAAUGCAACUAGUGAGGAGGAAACACUGACAGAGGAAACAGAAGAUGAAGAGAUUCAAGGAAAACAGAAAGUAGUGAAAUCAUGUGAUAAAUGGGCGGGAACUUUGAUCUUUCUUCUUCUUAUGGGACUAACUGUUCUUAGUUCAACUCUAUGUGUGUAUGCUCUGGACAGCUGCUAUGGCUUAAACAAAGGAGCAUCUGUAGAGGAUGUAUUCCCAAGCAUCAAUGAUUCAGUCAUCAUUGAAGCUGGAAAUCUAGAAAAUGAAGAUGACACUGAGAUCAUGAAAGGGGAGGAGAUGCCUGUUGAUCCUGUAGAACAACCUGGAGAGCUGGACGAGCUUUAUGAUUUUGAUUUUGAUCUUGAUCUGAAUUCUGAUUUUUAUGUUGUCAGUGUACCCCAGGAGAACAAUAUACUAGCUAGACCAGAUCUUGAAAAAUCUCAAGCCAGUAGUUCUGAAAAAACUCAAUCUAAAACCAGUAGUUUGGACCAAACUCAAUCUCAAGCUAGUAGUUUGGACCAAACUCAAUCUAAAGCCAGUAGUUUGGACCAAACUCAAUCUAAAGCCAGUAGUUUGGACCAAACUCAAUCUCAAGCUAGUAGCUUGGACCAAACUCAAUCUCAAGCUGGUAGCUUGAACCAAACUCAAUCUCAAGCUAGUAGUUUGGACCAAACUCAAUCUCAAGCUCGUAGUUUGGAGUUGAACCAAACUCAAUCUAAAGCUCGUCGCCCAUAUUUCCCACAAGCCUCCGCUUUACAGACAAAUCUGAAUAGUAAGGCACUUAAUCUAGUUACAGCGUCCAACCUUCCCUGGGGUCCUGAGAGGUCCCACACAGAAUUUGGACCCGAUCUAUUCUGCUGUUUUGACGUAUUGGACACAAACGGUCAGACAGACAACGUUGCUAUAAAUGGCUAUACAUCGUCUCACACCGGCAACAUCCCCCUACUCCCCCUACUGAACUUCUGA